CAGAGCGAUGCGCCCGCUCGCGAGACAGUGCCGGUUUCCUCUUCACGCGCGUUCGGACACAGUUCAAGCGGCGAUGCGUUUGCAGGAACGAGAGGAGAACGCGUACUCGCCUGCGCUUUGAGAGUAACCCAGCGCGGGUUAAGCUUUGCGUGGGUUUGCUUUGAACCGUUAACUGCCAGACGUUUAUUGCUCAUUUUCGCCGAAAUGCCCGAGCUCAUAUCCGUGGGUGAGUUCAUCGCGGAGACUUUGGAGGACUACAGUUCUCCGACCACCUCCUCCUUCACCAAAAAAAUGACAAGUUGCCGGAAUUCCGUGAGCAACAUCGAGGAGGCCCUGGACUGCGACCGGACCAUACUACAGAAGCUGAAGAAGGCAGCCAAGGCAAAGCAGUCCUCAGGCCAAGACCACAUCUCUCAUCUGGAGCUGUACAUCAACUCCAUGGAGAAACUGGCUGUGAAUUUUCAUAGUAAUGGUGAACAGGAAGUGGCUUCUGCGUUUAAUAGGUUUGCUGAGUUCUCCAAAGAGCUUCUCGCUCCAAUGAAGAACGUGUUGAAGAGCAUGCUACACAAUAUCAACUUUUUCCUGGACUCACUGGUGAAGGGGGACCUGAAGGAGGUCAAAGGUGAUCUGAAGAAGCCAUUUGACAAAGCAUGGAGGGACUAUGAGAACAAAUUCACCAAGAUCGAGAAGGAGAAGAGGGAGCUGGCCAAGCAGUACGGCAUGGUGAGAACCGAGGUGAGCGGAGGAGAGAUCGCCGAGGAGCUGGAGAAGGAGCGCAGGAUGUUCCAGCUGUAUAUGUGUGAGUACCUCAUCAAAGUCAACGAGAUUAAGACCAAGAAAGGUGUGGACCUGCUGCAGAACCUCAUCAAACACUACCAUUCCCAGUGCAAUUUCUUUCAGGAGUGCCUGGUAGCCACUGAGAAGCUGCGACAGUACAUCGAGUCCCUCACGGUCAGCCUGAGCACAAUCAAACAGAGGCAGGAUGAAGAGAAGAGGCAGCUUUGCUCUUUACGAGACCAGCUCAGACCUGCACUACAGCCUGAACUUAAGGAGACUAGGAGAGACUCUUUAAGUAGGCAGACUGUCUACAGCAUGCACCAGCUUCAAGGCAACAAGCAGUAUGGCACAGAGAAGUCAGGCUGCCUCUACAAGAAGAGUGAUGGGUUAAGAAAGACGUGGCAGAAGAGGAAGUGCAGUGUACAGAACUGCUAUCUGACCAUCGCUCAUGGGACGCCGAACAAACCACCAGCCAAACUGAACCUGCUCACCUGCCAGGUGAAACCCAGCCUGGAGGACAAGAAGUGCUUCGACCUCAUCUCACAUAACCGCACUUAUCACUUUCUAGCGGAGGAUGAGUCAGACUGUAUGGCGUGGAUAUCAGUGCUGACCAACAGCAAGCAGGAGGCACUGAACGUGGCGCUGGAUGAGCUCAGGCCGAGCGGGGAGAGUAGCGUGGGGGACCUGACAAAGGCCAUCAUCGAUGAUGUCCUGCGCAUGCCGGGCAACAGCGUGUGCUGUGACUGCAGUGCUCCAGACCCCUUAUGGAUCUCAACGAAUCUGGGCAUCCUCACAUGUAUCGAGUGUUCAGGGAUACAUCGGGAGAUGGGAGUACACCACUCAAGAAUCCAGUCCCUCUCCCUGGACAAGCUGGGCACAUCGGAGCUGCUGUUGGCCAGGAACGUGGGGAACUUUGCCUUUAAUGACAUCGUGGAGGCCGGCCUCCCCAGCCUGUCUCUGAAGCCGUCUGCAGACAGUGACAUGGCAGUGCGUAAGGACUUCAUCUUGGCGAAGUACAUCGAGUGUCAGUUUGCGCAGCGGAGCGGAGGCUCGCCAGAUACUCUGCGUAGACGCCUGCAGCAGGCUGUGCAUGCCACAGACAUCUUCGGCCUGCUCCAGCUCUACGCCGAGAAGAUGGACAUGAAUCAGCCUAUACCCAACCCUCUGCAGGAAAAGCGUGAGACGGCGCUCCACCUGGCCGUCCUGCUGGCUGACCACACCUCACUACAUAUGGUGGACUUCCUGGUGCACAACUGUACCAACCUAGACGCUCAGACUGUGAAGGGCAACACGGCGCUGCAUUACUGCUGUCAGCACAACAAAAGCCAGUGUCUUAAACUCCUGCUCCGAGCCAAAGUCAACACACACCUCAAGAACGAGAACAGAGAGACUGCCCUGGACGUCGCUCGACGGCUCCGGCACGCACACUGUGAAGAGCUGAUCGUGCAGGCUCAGAAUAACCAGUUCAACAUGCACCUGAACGUGGAGUACGAGUGGAGGCUACGGCAGGACGACGUGUACGAGAGCGACGAAGACGUGGACGACAAGUCGUGGCCGGUGAAGAGGGACCGCGGCAGCCGCCCCUUCAGCCUGUACCACAGCGACGGUUCCAGUCAGGACCGAGGAGGACGGGGAGGGGGGCUCUUCGGCAUGGGCCGGCGGCUGACGCUGGCGUGGGGUGAGCAGAAGAGGGAGGUGUACCCUGGCCCCUCCCCUCAGACCCGCAGCCUGGACAGCCCCCCACCUCCACCUCCAUCCUCACCUGCACCCCCGCUGCCCCCUAGAGUUAGAGUUGCUCCAACUCUCCCACCCCCUCCGCCGCCUGUCAGUACUCCAGACAGCUGGACCGAGGUGGCCUGGAGUAAGAAGAGGACCCCCCCCCCUCCUCUGGUCAUUCGGCACAAGCGGACCUACUCUGAGCCCUCGCCGCAGGUGCCGCACAGUCCACACGGGGGCGCCCCCCUGGGCCACGCUGAUUACGGUGUGCCAGGCAGUCCACGAGCCUUCGGCUGUCACGAUUCAUCGUUUCCUAAGUGUGUCUCAGGGUCUCCGAAGUACACUGUGAGUGCCCUCAACUCCCUAUCUGAGCUGCCAGAGCAUGCAGGUUUCCGGGCAAACGUGGGAGACAAAGCUGCUCACGCCCUCUACCAGAUUCCUCAGAAGUCCAACGCUGGACGAAAGGGGCUGCCUCGCUCUCCCUCCUCCCCUCGCUCCUUUAGCCUGGACUCCAACGGAAGCUCCUCCUCUUCCUUUCCCAGCAUGCCACACCAACUGCCCCGGCAAACUGUGACAAAGUCAAAACCACGGCGAGUGAAAGCCAUGUAUGACUGCGUGGCUGAUCACCACGACGAGCUCACCUUCAGCGAGGGGGAUGUGUUGGUGGUCCUUGCGGAGGAAGACACAGACUGGUGGCAUGGCUAUGUGGAGGGACACCCCAACAAGACGGGCCUGUUUCCCAUGUCCUUCGUCUCCACGCUGUCCGAAUGAAGCCAAGGCAAGGCGGAGCCCAGAGGAAGCGCUCGGAGGAAACGGAGCUCGCAUCCACGAUUGCGUGUCAAGUAUUCGGCCUUCCACAGUGACACGCAGGGCUCUGUUGGGCAGGGUCCGAGAGCUUCCCAGCGGGGCGUUUCGGAACGUCCAACAGUCGGUAGUUUUCCCUUGGGUCCUUCAGACAGGACAGUUGCGUUUCCCUUGUGCCGCACGGCCGUCGGGAACCUCCAGACUUCCUGCGCGUUCUUCUCGGCCUGGGUCAGGCGUGCUGGGACCGUCUGGAGGCUUCUGCAGGCUCCAGUGCGUGUAAGACGCGGAUUCCUCGUUCGUGAGCUGCAGCUAAAACGUUAGGCCUGCGUUACAGACAAUUGUUACUUCAGUAUCCCAGUAUGUACUCAAAUGUUGUACUGAGUAUUUGUAUAUAUUCAGAAGAUAUUUUAUUGUAACGCUUUCCAUCAUUUCCCGGUACAGAUGAAAGUUAUUGUUUAUUCAAGGUAGACCUGUAUCCUCACAGAAACUCCAGAGCUGUCCCAGGCCCCCGUACACGGUCUGGCGCUCCAGGUGUUCAAACGAGGGACACGUUUAAACAUUCAAAGUAAGGACUGCUGAAAACAUACAUUUUACUGUCUUUUCUUCUACUUAAAGCGCACUGAGAAGUAAAUCGGCUUCACUACUGAGCUGAGUCGGGACUGGGGCGUGUUCCCGUGUGUAGUCAAAUGUCCCGCGAAUGCAGCGGAAUCAGUACAAGUCUCUGGGCCGCAACUUUGGAAAAAAAAAAAAGAAAAGAAGAAAUACCUGAAACGUGUUUAUAACCUACUGUCCUGGAAACAACAAGUCUCCACAAUUAACUAGUGAUCGAUUUUCUUUAUUUUUGUACAAACUUGACCCCCUUAUAGUAGGACGGAGAACACAGAUUAAGGGUUGAUGCUGUAAUAUCAGUCCAUAUUGUACUGAACACCUGAAAAUGUCCCUUUUCAUUAAGUUUGUGUUGUAAUAGCAUUGGAAUGGAAAUGUGAAAACUAUUCAGUGCAUCACAAAAUAAUGUCAUAGCUGUGUGCAUUUUUUUUUUUUUGCUUCUAAAUUCUAAUAUUUAAAUGAUACAUCAGUUCUUAAAAUGUGAUUUGCCAUUUAAUUUAUUUGUUUUUUGGAAUUUAAUGGAAACAAAAUGUCUGUGGCCCUUGAAUGACACAAAUGACCUGCAUUACACAUUAUACAGUUUUGUUCGAACACUCGUA
This is a messenger RNA of Electrophorus electricus (electric eel), 4502 nucleotides long. NCBI's taxonomy places the organism in Eukaryota, Metazoa, Chordata, Actinopteri, Gymnotiformes, Gymnotidae. The record is from RefSeq and is a predicted model, not a curated record.